Molecule: messenger RNA, 4663 nt
Organism: Misgurnus anguillicaudatus (oriental weatherfish)
Lineage: Eukaryota; Metazoa; Chordata; Actinopteri; Cypriniformes; Cobitidae
Source: RefSeq, a predicted model, not a curated record
UAUUUCUUUAUGCUGGUGUUACCCCUUUAAGGACCUUAUGUGUUCCCGCAUGUGCUGUGCGCAUGCGCAGUGUGUCUGUAAUGCUUGCUACUGCUAACAACAGUAAAGAGUUAUGUUGCUACAAGACGGUGUCCGUGUAUGAUGUAUUUACACGCGUGUCAUUCACUCCACGACAUAACAAAGUAAACUGGCGACGAGGAUGAACGCGAUAUUGUGUCAUUGUGACACCGCCGAGUGAAAUAGAGAAAGUUAAAAAGGGCACGACGUCAGGGACGAUCGACACAUGCUCGGCGGAAAGGAAAAUCAACAUACACAAACAGUGAGUGAAAAGUGCAUUAACUUGUAAGAUGGCUGGAUUAGUGGGACAAAUUGGACCAUAUGAAGAAAAUACGGAGCAAUGGAGCUCGUACACGGAGCGGUUUGAUUGUUUUGUUAAGGCUAACGGAAUUAAAGACGAAGUUCUCGUACCGACCUUUCUGAGUGUAAUGGGAAGCAAAACAUACAAUCUACUGCGUAGCCUGGUCCAGCCCAAUAAGCCUAGUGAUUGCUCAUUCAGGGACGUUGUAACAUUGCUCAAAGAACAUUUCGCACCAAAACCCCUCAUUAUUGCCGAAAGAUUUCGCUUUCAUAAACGCAACCAGUUAGAGGGAGAAUCAAUCGCGCAGUUUGUUGCUGUUCUGAAACGUCUGUCUGAACAUUGUGAGUUCGGAGCAACGCUGAACGACACUAUAAGAGACCGAUUUGUGUGCGGACUGCGAAGUGAAACCAUCCAGAAACGUCUUUUGUGCGAAAGUAAUUUGACAUUGGAACGAGCAAUGGAAAUCAGCGUUUCCAUGGAGAUGGCUGCAAAAGAAGCACAAGAGUUGAGCACUUUCACUCAAGUGAACAAAGUUUACAGGGAAAAACCGAAACAAGACAGCAAGAGAACUUGUUAUCGGUGUGGAAAGAGUGGGCAUCUGCCACAAGAAUGCUGGUUUAAAGACAAAGACUGUAAUAACUGUGGAAGAAAAGGACACAUUGAACGGGCAUGUCAAAGCAAAAAGUUGAAUGUAAGUGAAAAAGUGAACGCAAGCAAGCCUAUGGAAGCAAAGAAAGUCUAUGCCAGAAAAGUAAAAAAGAAACACAUUCAUCAAGUGGAUUAUACUGCAAUGCAGCAAUCAGAUGAUUCAGAUGAAAAUGAAUUGGCACAUGUAAUGUCUGUGUCUUCAAAUUCAGAUGGAUACUGGGUGACACCACUGCUGGAUGGAAAGGCCAUUCCCAUGCAAGUGGAUACAGGAGCCGCCGUUUCGCUCAUGGCAGAAUCAACAUACAAAGAGAACUGGCCGGAUCUGUCUCCAAAGAAGCCUAAGCUGACCCUAAAGACAUAUACAGGAGAGCUGGUACCUCUCGUAGGAGUCAUGGACGUGACUGUGGAGCUUAACAGGCAAAAUGUAAAACUACCAAUCUACAUUGUGAAAGGUAGCAGUCACGCAACAUUGAUGGGCAGAUCAUGGCUGGAGAAAAUAAAAAUAAAUUGGCAAGAAGUACAUUUGGUUGUGAAAGAGUCAGCCAGCCUAGAAAACAUCCUAAGGAAACAUGCAGAGGUAUUUUCUGAGGAACUUGGCAGCAUGAAAGACAUUACAGUAAAGCUGACCAUUAAGUCGGACAGCACACCAAAGUGCUUAAAAGCCCGCCCUGUUCCAUACGCGAUUAAGCCAAAGGUGGAAAUGGAACUUGACCGUCUGGAGAAAACAGGAGUUUUAAAGAAGGUGAGUGUUAGCGAAUGGGCAACACCAAUUGUUCCUGUAAUGAAAAAAGACGGAUCAGUCAGAAUCUGCGGUGACUUUAAAGUCACUAUCAACCCUGUCUUAACCGUGGAACAGUACCCUCUGCCGCUAAUUGACGAUCUUUUUGCUGGUUUAGCAGGCGGUAAAAAAUUCAGCAAAAUAGACUUAUGUCAAGCUUACCUUCAAAUGCAUGUCGAUCCUGUUUCCCAGGAACUGCUGACCAUUGUAACCCACAAAGGCCUAUACAGGUACCAGAGGCUCCCAUUUGGCAUAACUUCGGCUCCGGCUUUGUUCCAGCGGGCCAUGGACCAGAUCUUAAGUGGCUUAAAUGGAGUACAGUGCUAUCUCGAUGACCUGCUCAUUACAGGAAAAGAUGAUGAAGAUCAUCUCAGAAACUUGAAUGCAACACUGCAGAGACUGAGUGAAUACGGUCUGCGGGUAAAGAAAGGCAAGUGCGAAUUCUUUUGUCCAACUGUCGAAUACCUAGGACACGUCAUCGACAGCGCUGGCCUUCACAAAGCACCAUCCAAGGUAAAGGCUAUCAUCGAAGCACCAUCUCCACAGAAUGUAAGCCAGCUUCGCUCAUUUCUGGGUCUAUUGACAUACUAUGCAAAGUUCAUGCCAAAUCUUGCGAGUAAGCUACGGCCCCUACAUGAGCUGUUGAAUAAGUCCAAACAAUGGAAAUGGACUGAAAAAUGCGAGAAGGCUUUCAAAGAUGUGAAGUGCACAUUAACCCAAUCGGAGGUACUCACACAUUUUAAUCCAUCACUGCCAGUACAGUUGGCAUGCGAUGCCUCACCGUAUGGUGUUGGCGCUGUACUUUCUCAUGUGAUGCCGUCCGGUGAUGAGAGACCAAUUGCAUUUGCUUCAAGGACCCUGAACAAAGCGGAGAGUAACUACGCCCAAAUCGAACGAGAAGCCUUGGCAAUUGUAUUUGGCGUCAAGAAAUUUCACCAGUACCUUUUUGGGCGCAAAUUUACGCUACUGACAGACCACAGACCACUUACCUCAAUUUUUGGUCCAAAAUCUGGCAUCCCCUCACUGGCCGCAAGUCGCAUGCAGCGUUGGGCUCUUUUGCUGUCAGCUCACCAAUAUGACAUCAGGUAUAGGAGAUCCGAGCAGCACUGCAACGCGGAUGGUUUGUCCAGAUUACCCCUGCCAGAUACACCUCCAGAACGUUCACAAGCUGAUAUCUUCUACUUCAAAGAAGUGCAUAAUGCACCGGUCACGGCUGCACAAGUGAAACGUUUUACAAGAAAUGACCCAGUCUUGUCUGAAGUUAUGGACUGGAUUUCACAGGGUAAGAGAGGAAAGAUGUCUGACCAUCUUAGACCUUAUAUGAAUCGCCAAAAUGAGCUGACGGUACAAUCUGGCUGCUUACUUUGGGGUUAUCGGGUCAUUAUACCCCCACCACUGAGAAAACCCUUGCUUAAGGAACUGCAUACCAGCCACUCUGGCGUAGUGAGGAUGAAAGAAAUUGCACGCAGCUACUUCUGGUGGCCUGGGUUAGAUGCUGAGAUUGAAGAGGAAGCCAAAAUCUGUCCAGACUGUCAGAAUCUGCGAAAAAUGCCCCAGACAGCCCCCUUACAUCCAUGGGAGUUUCCAGAGGAGCCAUGGCAAAGGGUGCAUAUCGACUUCGCUGGUCCACUGGAGAAUCACAUGUUCUUUGUGAUGGUCGAUGCUCACAGUAAAUGGCCUGAAGUUGCCAUCAUGAAAAACACCACUUCAGAGAAAACUAUUGAGGAGCUCAGAUCUGUUUUCAGUCGUUUUGGGUUGCCACAACAGAUUGUAAGUGAUAACGGUCCCCAACUGGUGUCUGAUGAGUUUCAGUCUUUCUUAAGCUUAAAUGGGAUUCAGCACAUCAGGUCCGCGCCUUAUCACCCAUCGACUAAUGGCCUUGCAGAGCGAUUUGUGCAGACUCUGAAGAAAGCCAUAAAGGCAUCCCAGGGCAAGGGCUCGUUGAACCAAAGACUAAACGCUUUUCUUUUGGCAUAUAGAAACACACCUCAUGCCAUCACCAAAGACUCUCCAGCUACGGCAUUGCUGAAACGACAACUCCGCAGCCGAUUGGAUUUAUUGAGACCUGUGAAAACUAAACAGACUGUACUGUUACAACAGCAAAAGCAGGUGGAGAGGAGAUGCAAGGCAAAAUUCAGGAGCUUUAACAGAGGUGACAAUGUCCUUGUUCGUAACUAUGGAAAAGGAGCCAAAUGGGUCCCUGCUACAGUGAUCGCGCAAACAGGCCCUGUUUCCUAUGCAGUCGAAACGAAGGACAAGGUGACCUGGAAGAGACAUGUUGAUCAGAUGUUGUCUGCAGCGGUCUCCAGUGAUGUUCCGUGUAAAACCCAGAUUCACCUACCAAAAACAUCCUUAAAUUCUGGCCAGGAAGGAGUACCUGAAAUGUCUCCUACACAACUUACCAGCAAACCAGUGGUGACGGAUACUGAAAUCAUCCCGCUUGAAGACACAUCUCCUGUCCCAGAAACUGUUAUCGAGACUCCGGUAAAAACACCACAGGUGCCUGUGUCUCCACGUUAUCCCACAAGAAUGCGGAAAGCACCGCAGAGGUUAGAUCUUUAGUUUAGUGGCUAACCCACGGCGUUGGGGCAGAAUAAUCCCCAGGGUUUAGCCUGAGAAAUGAGGUAGUCUACCCUCUUUCUCGAGUAGUAGGAAAAUGUUAAAUAAUAAUAAUAAUGAAAAUUGUUAUGGUUGUUGUUCAAAGUAAAAGGGGAGGAAUAUGUUAUGUAUUUCUUUAUGCUGGUGUUACCCCUUUAAGGACCUUAUGUGUUCCCGCAUGUGCUGUGCGCAUGCGCAGUGUGUCUGUAAUGCUUGCUACUGCUAACAACAGUAAAGAGUUAUGUUGCUACAAGACGGUGUCCGUGUAUGAUGUAUUUACA